This is a messenger RNA of Stomoxys calcitrans (stable fly), 4009 nucleotides long. RefSeq names its product cyclin-dependent kinase 14 (gene Eip63E). Gene Ontology annotation, cellular component: cytoplasm; cytosol; nucleus. The transcript has 11 exons. Lineage: Eukaryota; Metazoa; Arthropoda; Insecta; Diptera; Muscidae. The record is from RefSeq and is a predicted model, not a curated record. Gene Ontology annotation, biological process: protein phosphorylation. Gene Ontology annotation, molecular function: cyclin binding; heme binding; cyclin-dependent protein serine/threonine kinase activity. The coding region runs from base 599 to 2200 and encodes 533 amino acids.
GAUAACCAAGUGUUGUUCAGAUAACGUGGGCCGCUCUCCGAGUCUUCAUUAUAAUAAUAAUAAUAAUAAUAAUACUAUACAAUCUAAUAAUAUUAAUAAUAACAAUUUAUAACAACAACAUUAUUCUGUCUUGUGUAUUGCUUUCCUGUGCGUCGUGUUCGUUAGUGGCCAACAUCCGUUGCCCAUUCCUGCAUUCCUCGAGGCCAUUAUCUAUCAAUAGUUAUAUUAAUAAGACACCAAAAGCGAAUUGCAAUGCCAUAGAUUUUCUCUCGGUCGUCUAAGGGGCACAAAUUCCAAAACGUUACGACUCCAUGUUCGUCGUGACCGAAUUUCUUUCCUGUGCGGUUAUCGUGUUUGUUUAAUGCUGAACUUUAUUUUUUUUUCUAUUAUUUUAUUGCAAUUUUAUUUGUCGUUUCUGCUGUUUUUGUUUUAAAGGCGAAGAUAAGUGCGUGCGUGCGUGUGUGUUUGUAUGUGUGUGUGUGCGCGUUACAGUUCCUGCAACAGCCUAGCUUGUUAACAAAAAAUAAAGAAAAAAGAGCGAGCAAAGCCUCCGCAUACAAUUAAUCAAGAAAAUAUCAAAGAAUCACAUUCGUGACUAAUGCACUGUCAAAUGGAGCGGAGUAUAUCAGCCGGUGGCACAACGAGCCAAACAACGACAAUGGCUUCGGCAGCAGCAGCGGCACAAACAACAAAUUCUAAAGAUGGUGUCACGAUGCGGGAGAAAAAAAGUGGCGCCCUGCAAAAGCUCAAAAAGAGGCUUUCACACAGUUUCGGAAGACUAACAAUAUCCCGAGAAGACAACGAUGAUACAACACAUCAUCACCACCAUCAUCAUCAUCACCAUCAUCGAGGUGGCCAUAGUCACAAUCACGGUAAUAAAGUUCCCUACAAUGGUUAUAACUCCGAGGAGUAUUUGGAUAGACUGGAACCGAACGGUAAUAUACCAUCAGACAAAACCAACUGCAGAUAUGGAGCUCCUGAACCUGCAAAAAUUGAAAAACCAAAAGACUGGCGUAGCACGGAUGGCACCGACCACCAUGAUCGUGUCCAGAGGCAGUUGUCCGUUUCAUCCGAUAGUAAAUUGUUAGACGAUGACAUCAGAGAAGAGACACGGGUAAUAAUGCGUCCCAAGAAACCACCCAGACCCAAAUCGGAAGUAUUCCUCAACAAACAAGAUCCACAUCCGCGUCGUAAACGUUUCAGUGCAUUUGGGGGCGACUCACCGUUCGGCAGACAAGAUGCCUACGUCAAAUUGGAGCCAUUGGGCGAAGGAUCCUAUGCCACAGUAUACAGGGGUUUUAGCAAACUAACUUAUCAACGUGUUGCUCUCAAGGAGAUCAGACUGCAAGAGGAGGAAGGAGCCCCCUUCACAGCGAUACGUGAAGCAUCCCUACUCAAAGAACUGAAGCACUCAAAUAUAGUGACGCUGCACGAUAUCGUGCACACGAGGGAGACUCUGACAUUUGUAUUUGAAUAUGUGAAUACCGAUUUAUCUCAAUACAUGGAGAAGCAUCCUGGUGGCCUGGAUCACCGCAAUGUUCGGCUGUUUUUAUUUCAACUUUUGCGUGGCCUCUCCUACUGCCAUAAGCGUCGAGUAUUGCACCGAGAUGUCAAACCUCAGAAUCUGUUGAUAAGCGAUUGUGGUGAAUUGAAAUUGGCCGACUUUGGAUUGGCGCGAGCAAAGAGUGUACCCAGUCAUACGUAUUCACAUGAAGUCGUUACGUUAUGGUACCGUCCACCAGAUGUCCUCCUGGGCAGUACGGAAUAUUCGACGUCACUGGAUAUGUGGGGUGUCGGUUGUAUAUUUGUUGAGAUGGUUACUGGUAUGCCAACAUUCCCCGGUAUACGUGAUACAUACGAUCAACUGGAUAAGAUCUUCAAAAUCCUUGGUACACCUACCGAGGAGACGUGGCCAGGUGUUACACAUUUUCCUUGUUAUAAACCACAUAAAUUAGGUUUUUAUCGUCCUCACAAAUUAGGUUACAAUUUUCCUAGAAUAUAUGAUAUUGUGCAAGGUGAAGAGAUAGCGAAUGCUUUUCUCCAAUUGAACCCAGACGAAAGGAUAGGUGCCGAGGAGGCAUUGCAACAUCCAUAUUUUGCGCAGUUACCAAAAAAAUUAUAUGAAUUGCCUGAUGAAACCUCCAUAUUCACCGUGGAAGGUGUGCAGUUGUAUCCGGAAGCGCAUCGGCAGAAUAAAUGAAAAUUAAAGCAAGUCCUUUCAGUGGAUGGUGUUCGUUUCUACUGUUAGCAGUGAAUACAUAUUCAUCGCAUACAAACACAAUGACUUCAGCAAAGAGCCACGCCCACAACUCCUUCAUAAUAAUCAUAAACAACAAGAAUAGCAGCAGCAGCAGCAGCACCAACAACAAUAACAGCAACUACAGCCAUAAAAUGAUAUCUAACGAAGAAGAGUAGAAAGUGAAACUCUUAAGAAUUAUAUUUUUUGAUACAACAGUUAAUUUCUUUUUUUUUAAUUGUAUUAUUUUACUCUUCCUCCCCACCCCACAUCUUAUACAGAUACAUACAUAUAUACAUAUUUGCAUAUAUAUAUAUAUAUAUUUUUUUUAUUAUAUUUUGUUUGUUGUAAUUUUCUUUUAGUGUUAUGUUAUGUAAUGUGUUUCUGAUAUUUUUUCAACAAGAACCCAAGAUGUAUGAGAAGUUUCAAAAAACAGAAAUGUGAACAACGGACAAUGCAAAACAGAUAACUGAACUUGUAAAAGAUAGCAAAAGAGGAAAACACACACACACACACAACUUCAACGCGAAAUGAGAAAUCAUCUUUUGAAAAUGAUAAACGUAGUUUUAAGUAACUAAAAUUUAAACAAUUAUAUACAUACAUAUAUAAAUAACUAGUUUAACUAAAAAAUUUAUAAUAAAUCAACACAACUAAAACUCUUUGUAGAAGAAGAAUAAAAAAAGAAACGCCAAAAAAAAUUCGAAUGAUGAAUAUUUAGAAACCAAACAAAACAAAAUAAAAAAAAAUUAAAACAAAAAAGCAAAACAACUCGAACAACUUUAAAGAUAAAGAGAAAUUAUUAUUAAAAACUAAACAAAUACAAAACAAAAAAAAUGAAAAGAAAACAUUUUGAACACGUGCCUCCAGGUCCUCAGGUCCUUGAUGAGCGUAAGCACCAAUUAAAAAAUCACAAAACCAACAACAACAUCAAAAGUAAUCUUAAAAAUGUAACAAGAAAUCAACUAAAAGAAAAAAAACCUCAAAACACAAACAGAACUCGAGAGAAUAACACCAUUUUUAACUAAACACAACACAACACAACAAAAAAAGCCAAUAAAAAACCACAAACAAUGAUGGCAAAAUCCCAGAAAACAAAUCUAAGGCAAUAGGUUCUAAGCACUAAAGUUAAACGAAUUCAUAUAGGAAGUUACUCUCACUUUUUGGACCACUGUAUUUUGAAAUUUGGAAUCGAAAACAACACAAUCACACACACACACACACACACAUACUACACGUACAUACACCGAGAUAAAUAGGAAGCCUAUCAAGCAAGACUACACAAGCAGCAAGCCAACCCCACCACCAUCACCGCUACAUCCACCAUCUCUCAUGCAAAGGAUUUUUUUCUCCCAUACGAAAUACCGCGACUAGACUCAAAAACAUUUCUACUACUCUCUCGCUUCGCGUCCUUCUAGCCCAGAGAACCAGAGAACAAUGUUGUAAAUACAUAGAAAUUGUUUUAGAAAUAGUUCUGUUUUUUUUUUUUAUAUAUAUACAUAAAUGAAUUUUAGAUCGUGUUUCUCUGCCUUCGUCUGUCCACUGCUCCCUCUUCCAGAUGUAUUAUUUUAUUUUUUUCUUUAUUGUAUUUCUAUUUCUAUGCUUCUUUUGAUUUUAUUUGUACUCACUUUUAAAGAAACGUUUCAAUAUUUGCCAAUAAUUUAGCUUUUGUUUUAUACUUUUAAUAAUACCAUACCCAUUAAGAAAGAACAUUAAAUAUUAUUUUGUAUUAUAGCAAAUUUUAAUUAAUAAAUGAUCAACAUCUGUAUAUCAGAA